Molecule: messenger RNA, 964 nt
Organism: Teleopsis dalmanni
Lineage: Eukaryota; Metazoa; Arthropoda; Insecta; Diptera; Diopsidae
Gene: Ldaf1
Exons: 3
Coding region: 113-685 (190 amino acids)
Source: RefSeq, a predicted model, not a curated record
UUUUUUUUGAGAACAAUUGAUUUCUUGUUUAUAUUUGUAAAAGAGAAGUUUUAUUCCGAAUACCGUUGUGAAAUAAUAUAUUACAUAGUAUAUUUAUUUAAAAAAAGAUCAAAUGGAGAUUAAUUCCAAACCAGAAAAUAGCAAAACUCAUAAAGGCCAAAGUUUUUUUGACAAUGAUGACCCGGAUGAUCUAUUUCAAAUACUUAUGGAUGCUUUAAAAACAUUAUGGUCCAAUAUAAGACGUCUAAGUACAUAUGCAUUGAACGAGUUGGGUGGAUAUCAGACUAUAGAUAAAGCAAUAAAAUGGUGCGCAAAUAAUCCGCAUUUAGCAUUAAUAUUAUUCGCUGGCGGUUUAGUUACUGUUGGUCCAGUUUUAGUUGUGCUGGGCUUCGGUUUAAUGUUUGCCAUUAUAACAUUCGUGGGAUUUUUAUUAUUAGAAGGCACAUUGCUUACUUUCAUAUCGAUGUUACUAUUUAUUUGUUUUGGACUCUUAUCAAUGGUAGCAGUAUUCUUUGUUACUAUAGGUGUAGCUGCAUAUUUUGGUUUCACACAAUUUACAGAUUUGUAUGGUAGUCUCGAGCGUUAUAAAAACAUUUUCGUUAGUUUCCUGCAACCCCAAAAAGAAAGCACAUCACAACGAAAUGUCUCACAAACUAAUAAAAUCGAUGUUGUCGCAUCUGGAUAAAUCUAUUAGAGAUACAUAAGUCAUAUUUAACUAAUACAGAUUUAUUUAUCUCUGGUUCUACUAUUUAGAAAAAUAUUUUGGAUUGGUUCAAUGGAGAAUUUUUAUAUACAUUACCUGCAUACUUAUUUAUAUAUUAAAAUACGUAUUUAGUUUGUAAAUAUUUCAGUAUAUAACUAUAAUCGAAUUCUAAUUUUCUUAAUUGAAUUGGAGUAUAUUUGUAUUAUUGAUUUUAUAUAUAAUAGAUUCUUAUAAAAAAAAUCGCAAAUAUAUACAACUAAA